This is a messenger RNA of Aspergillus thermomutatus, 3201 nucleotides long. RefSeq names its product sporulation-specific 71 family protein. Gene Ontology annotation, cellular component: prospore membrane. The transcript is spliced from 3 exons. Bases 1 to 3201 code for a protein of 1066 amino acids. Lineage: Eukaryota; Fungi; Ascomycota; Eurotiomycetes; Eurotiales; Aspergillaceae. The record is from RefSeq and is a predicted model, not a curated record. Gene Ontology annotation, biological process: protein localization to prospore membrane; ascospore-type prospore membrane formation.
AUGAGCACUCAGGGUCCUGCUAAUCAGAAUGUCAGCGCCAGAAGAAUGGACGACGAAGACCAGCAUGGACUUGAGCCAGGGUCUUUCACGGCCGAAAGAUUACGACAUGCCUCCGGCUAUCACUUGCACAUGACAAGUAGGAGAUUUUUCAUCGGUCCAAUUCCUGAGGGCUGGCUGCAGCACCACCGCAAGCACUGGUACAAGACCAAACUCAAGUUUCAGAAUUAUACUUCAAGAGCUGUCAGCUUCACCGCAGACACCUCACCCGUUCGUUCUGCAGAUCAGUCGGAACCAGAGGCGGCCUCGUCAUCUGCUCGAGAACAGGAUACCCCACUGGCUGAUACUACGAUUCAAGGGGAGAUUGAAGACAGAUCAGAAGAGGAAGAGGAAGAAGAUGAUGAUCGGGAGACGGAUGAGCAGCCUGGAGACCUCCGGUCCAUACCGUAUCCACUGGCAGAGGCCGAAGCCCCCCCAGAGGGGCUAACUGUCCCAGAUUCGUCUCAGAAACAGAGCCAACAGCAGCUCAAUCACGAAUCAACCAAGGGGAAGAAAGGAGCAGCGUCAACAUAUUAUACAGCUAGAGAAAGCAAUCCAGGAACGGCCGAGCAAGAUUACCGCACCGCUAGGGCCGAAAGCAGGCGAACGCUGAGUAUCCCUAGCCAAGAUGAUGCGAGUCAGUCAACUCCCAUGGCACCCGUUAGCGAAUCUGGCUCUACAACCGCAUUGCUAAGGCCUAGUUUGCGUUCUAAAGGGAAAGGAAAACUCAACACCUUGUCGUCUGCCAGCCUUGAGCGACAGGAGCCGCAGAGUGAAAGAGAAGGCGAUGUGUUCGAUACUCGCGUAGGGAAUAGAUAUUCUAUAACUUCACUCGGCGGAAAAGUGAAAAACUACAAGUUCGAUGACAAGCUCAUGGACAGACAGCAGCGGCUAUUGUCUCGUAUAGCCUACACCUAUAAUGUGCUCUCAGGAAAUCGUCAACAACGGCGCACGCCGCGAGAGGGCGAGAUUAUCCGAGCGGAGAGGAUGCUUGUACGCGUCGAGGAGACAGUGCAGAAAGAGCUCCCGAAUGACUAUAAUGAAAACGAUUGCGUGAGGAUGGAAACAAAGAUUGCAGAGAGUUGGAGGGAGUUUCUUGUUGUCUGUCGAAUCACGUCCGACGGGGAAUCACCGGUUGCGCUUCAGAUGUAUAAGACGCGUGUCGUUCCGGAGAUACAAAAGUCGGGUUCUAGGAUCAGACCUUACCACGAAAUCGCUUUGAAUCGCAAGAAUACCAAGGUAAACCUUUACUCUUCCUUGGAUAAGACCAUUGUGAUUUGGAGACCCUGCAAGCAUGGUACCAAGAUAUACAUAAUUCGGCCCAAAUCCGCAGUGCACGCCACCGAGUGGUACACGUUUAUAAAUCAAGUGCUGGGGCGGCACCGCCCAAGUUCAUUACCCAUUAAUGUUCCUGAUUUGGGUGUGUCUCUUCUCUUUCAAAAUCCUUUUGAGCAGUUGGAGUCCAAGUGGGAGACUCAGAAGGAGGACAAUAGCGAUGGCACACCGGGUCAAUCGAAAGCCCGCGCAACCUAUGCUGCUGCGGCUAUCAUUCGGGGUUGUAUGGACAUGCUGGAAAACCGCACCGAAUGGGCAGAAGUGCUACAUGAGUGGUCAAAAACCGAGAAGAUGGGCCUGGCCUGGAGGCGCUACGACAGACUGGAGUGGGUGGUUGGCCUGAGCGAAGAGAAGAUGUACGGAUCACUAGCCAUGCAAACCACCCACCAGCUUCAGCUGAGACCAAGGCAACACUAUCAGACAUUCGUCAAGAAUGGUGAUGAGAAACUCGAAGAGCCGCAACCCGUGGAGGGCUUCCUGGUCCGUUUGACAUCUCAGAGAGGUGUGCAUCAACGGAUGAACAGGAUGUUUUUCAAACGUCUCUAUUUUUUCACACAAGAUCAUUACCUCUUUUUCUGCAGACCAGCGAAAGCCCUGCCUCCUACUCCCCCGAAGCUUUGCUCGGAUGAGGCUGGCAUACCCUCAGCGCGGCAGAUAUUGAACGAGAUGCCUCUGUCAUAUGAUGUUGAUCCCUUUCCAAUCCAGGACGGCGAGAUCAAAUGGAUGUCUAGCGGGAAUGAGGGCCACCUGAAGGAACAUGAUCAGAACGCCUAUGCAAAUGCACAAAGGUGCAUGCACAACCUCACCCAUGCAGAUGGUUUCAUCGAUCUUUGUGGAGUUCGCGAGGUACGUCAAGUGUGGCGCGGCAGCUGCCCUGCCGAUCCAAACAUUCGCGAAGGUCCCGACGUCGAAUUCCACCCUGAACCGCGAGACACCCAUCGGGACGAUGGUGCAACAAAGCAAUUUGACGACGAUCGAACUUUCGAAAUGGUACUUGACAAUGAUCUUGUUGUUCGACUACAAGCAUAUGACAUGACCACCAGGAACGAAUGGAUGAAGAGAAUGGAUGGGCUAGUCAAAUAUUGGAAAGCCCGUGUUGCGGCUGACUCGGUCGAGCUCAAGGCUAUUCGGCAGCGCAAUCUAAAGAUCUUGAACAUUGAUGAAGAAAUGGAGUCCGUGGUAGGGCAGUUUUCUAAAAAAUGGGAAACAAAGAAGUCAGAAGCAUCGCCCUUGUUGCACAACAUAUGUACUCUAUCGGGUUGUCGGACAAUCAAGAUGUCCGGACGGCUCUUUCGAAAGCCUCGCCGCCACUCUACCUUUAAGAGGUGCGAUGUCAUCUUGGCUGCUGGAAAGCUUCUGAUCUUCCGUAGCUCAUUGCGGAAGCGUACUGGCGUCGAGAUUCCUCAUAUUCAUCACAGUCUCGAAACCACACUAGAUCUGGAAGACUGUUACAUCUACUCAGGUCUAAUGACCGAGUCUGAUCUGCUCUAUGCAAACCAGACUUUCGACAGCAACCAUCCGGGACACCGUGCCUUGCCUCGCAUCUAUCUUUCGUCCGAUGUCUAUACCAGCUGUGACGAGGAUACAGCCAUCACGUUCGUCGUCUGGCAGCCUUUACGAAAAAAUUAUUUUAGGGCACAGGAGCACGGUAAGAGAGGGAAAACGAAGCAGACGCUGAAGCAAGUCUCUACGCUCGGCAUCCCUGGACGGACUGUGGUAUUUAAGGCACGGAGCCGGAUAGAGAGGGAUCGCUGGGUUAUGAGUAUUUCAUCCGAGAUAGAUCGAUUGCAGGAGGAGAAGCCGGAAGACAUCCGGUUAAUCAAACCCUAA